ACUAGAGAAUCCGGUGCUAUCUGCUUAGCUUUUAAAAGUUCUAUGGGUCUUCAAAAACAGAGUAAUGCUCUCACCUGGAGAAGCUCCACCCCACGCUGUCAAAUCCACACGUUGAAGCCUCUCAAUCCUUCACCGUUUCAUGCUUUGAAAUCACAUCUGAGUGCUUCCGUGUGUAUUUGCCCCCAUAGCAGUAUAUUUCAGAGCUUCAAGCCAAGAAUGUCAGCUUGUCAUGGAGCUGCCUCUGCGAGGAGCUCAAGUGAGAUGCCCGAGGAGGAAACAGUCAGAAUCUCUCUAGAUCUUGUGGCUGCUGCUAGGAGGAAUCUAGAGUUCCUCAAUUUCAUAGCAGAUUCUCUCUGCCUCCAUCAAACUCCUGCCCUCCUUGAAUCCAUUAGAAGAUAUGAUCAGCUAUGGAUGCCCUUGAUAUGUGAUGUCACGAACGGGUCGGAGCCUCCCAUGAUUCUUCCUCCACCUGAUAUAGAAUGGGUUUGGUUUUGUCACUCCUUAAACCAUGUCAGCUAUAGGCAGUAUUGCAAGUCAAGAUUCUCAAAAAUCAUUGGCAAGGCGGCCAUAUUUGAUGAAGAGAAUGAAGAAUAUGCAGUGAAUAGAUGCAGAGAAAUCUGGGUUUGUAGGUACCCAAACGAGCCUUUUGAGAAUGAAUGUGAGUCGAGCACGGGGAAUCCAAUGUCCGCAGUUCAGGAAGAUCUUUUGGAGGCAGUAUCCAAGCAGAGGUUUUGGUAUGCUAAAUUUAGGGAGCCUUAUUACUCAGAGAUUGUUCAUCUGAUAGCAGCUGGGCAUCGGUAUAAAGGGUUUUUGUAUAUGGUGCAUAGAUUUGCAGAUAACUUCUCCAGAUUAGUGCCAACUUCAGACAUUCUCUUAAUGUGGUUGAUCCAUAAGAGCUAUCCAACAGUGUAUGCAUAUGAUACCAGGGAGUUGGUAGACGAGCUUAGUAAAGUAGUGGGCACAUGGGAAGCCGUGAAUGAAGUAGAGAUUGAAGAAACCAAGAAGCUUUGGGAGAGAAUAUUUGAACAACCAUAUGAGAGAGCUGGUGGUGAGAUAGCCAUUGGCAACAAUGUUAAUAAGGUCAACCCACUUCUGCAAUGGGAAGUUCUUGUCAGUGAUGUCAACGCCAAAUAUAAGUCCUUGCUACCCAGAUUCUUACUAGAGCUCUGUAUAAUGGUGAAACUGAGUACUAAAACACCGCAAUGCAGCAUGUUGAAAGAGUUUCUACGAGUUGGAUGUGUGAGAUCCCACAAAGAGCUGAAAUUGGAUACACCCUUAUCCAACUUCAGCUCCCAAACAUGGCAGAAAGCCUUUCAUCUCUACUGUGAGUUUGGAACCAAAGGGACGAGGCUUGAGCUUCGUAAACAAUCCUUCAUUAAGAGGGGGAGUAGCCUGACAGAAGAGGCUGCAACAUUUCUUUGGAAUGAUUUGUUGCGUUCGCGCACUCUUUCUCUGGUAAAAGAGUUUGACAAGAAAGUAAGGGUAGUUGCUUCAAUCACUCCACCUGUUCAGGCACCAUACUUGUUGAAGUGUGUCCCGGAUCGAGUAACAGAUGAUUCAGGGGCAAUGAUAUCAGAUGUUAUUUUAAGGAUGAACCAUUAUCGUCCCCAAGAAGGCAGAUGGUUGUCCCGCACUGUUUUAGAUCAUGCGGGCAGGGAGUGUUUCGUCAUUCGAAUAAGGAUCGGGGGAGGGUUCUGGAGGAGAGGAGCUGAAAGGCCUUCAGCUGUGAAAUGGGAGGAGAGGAUUAUAGAAGUACGCGAAGGCUGCUGGUCAUAUGUCGCGGAUUCCAUUGGCAAAGCUCCUGUGAAAAUUUUGGGGAUGGCGACCCCAAAAGAGGCGCCUGAAGGAUGUCAUGCAUUAUGGAACUUCUCCACAGGGGAUGAGCUGUCAGUACAACACGGAUUGCCAAAUAACAAUUCGGGAUUCACUUUUUGUCUCACAAACCAGCAGUCUCAAUAUUCAAAGAUAAAGUUGGUUGAAGGGCGGAAGAUGGGGUAUGAGACUUUCACAGGAAGGGCAAAUGACCUAGUUUGUGAUGAAGAAGAAGAUGAAAGUGGGUUUUUGACAGUAGUUAGGUUCUCCGAGGAUGACCCAACAGGGAAGGCCACCGCGCUUCUGCACUGGAGGCUACUGACACUAGAGUUUUCACCCGAAGAAGAUGCCGUGUUCCUACUUCUUUUGUGCAUGUCUAUAGCCAAAAGUGUAUCAAAGAUAAAAAAGGAAGACGCUGCGAGGCUUUUGGUGAGAAGAAGAAUAAAAGAAGCCAAGUUUGGGAACAAAGACUGGGGCUCGGUCGUCAUCCACCCUUCGUAUUUGCUCUCAUCUCAUGCUGGUAUGCCUCAUGUUUGGCCUUGGCAGUGGCAUGCCAAGGCCGUGACGGGUCCACAAGAAAUAGAUUACGUUUCAGGGCUUUCUGGUCAGGCGACAUUGGCACAUUCUCAAGUUGAAGGAAGCGAUGACUUGUACAAGCAUGGGAUAAUGAAUUGAAUUGACAUAUAACAUACGGCGUUUGAGAGGUAAGAUGACAAAGUUUUACGAUUUCCGUUGACACAUUGCAAAGGGAAGUGUAAUGAAACUUCUCAACUUGAGGGGAAGAUAUUAACCAGUAACCAUAUAUCGGUCGAGAUCGAAUUAUGUAGGUAAAUUGUACGAAGUUGUAUUUUUACCUAUGCAUUUAUGUGUAGGUAAAAUGUUGUGAUAUAAUCUCAUAGUUGAAAAAUUCUUGUAUAAAAACGAAAAAGGAAAUUAUGAUGUAUAUUUGUGCAAAGUGGUAUGAUUUGUAAACUUAUUUUGAGUAAGAAAAAAAUGAAAUUGCAAGAUUGUAAAUUGGACUGUCUAAUGAAUGAUUGGACCUUAU
Messenger RNA from Cuscuta campestris, 2857 nucleotides. Lineage: Eukaryota; Viridiplantae; Streptophyta; Magnoliopsida; Solanales; Convolvulaceae. The record is from the annotation of a GenBank genome assembly.